Messenger RNA from Monomorium pharaonis (pharaoh ant), 1877 nucleotides. Its product is annotated as sphingosine-1-phosphate phosphatase 1. Gene Ontology annotation, molecular function: sphingosine-1-phosphate phosphatase activity. Gene Ontology annotation, cellular component: endoplasmic reticulum membrane. The transcript has 5 exons. Gene Ontology annotation, biological process: sphingosine metabolic process; phospholipid dephosphorylation. NCBI's taxonomy places the organism in Eukaryota, Metazoa, Arthropoda, Insecta, Hymenoptera, Formicidae. The record is from RefSeq and is a predicted model, not a curated record. Bases 492 to 1814 code for a protein of 440 amino acids.
AAUCGUUCGACCGUCGUAAGCCUGUGUGUAAAGUCGAUACCUCCUCUUUCAUUUAUUCCCGGUACGCCUUAGCCUAACCUAACUUCUAACCUAAUCUUACCACGAACGCCGUGUAUCACUGUAAACAAAAGCGAUGUUUACAUUUAACAUCGAAUUCUAUAAUAUCGCUGUAAACGAUUUCGAGGGCAUCAAUGGGGCUGAAUAUCAAAGUAUUAUCACCGCGCAUGCUUGUAUCACGCAUUCGGUCGAUAUGACAGAUCACUUAACCUUAAAACACGUCACUUUUGGCAAUUAGCUGUUUUUUUUUUUCAAAUAACGAAUAUAAUUUUUUUAUAUUGCCGUUUCAUAACAUAUUGAUUCUACACGUCCCGCAGCCCGAAGAAAGAAGUUUCAUGAGCUCGAAAUCGAUCACUCGGCGAAAUGCUCAUGGUCACGAGAAAGCUGUAUUAGUAUCUUAGAAAAAAAAAAUUAAUCGACUAAUUCCAGUAAAAAUGAUAUCAAAACUAACGAGAAUAGUGGCCCAUUUGAAGGACCCUCAAUUAGUUGCGUCGAUUCAACAAUUUUUUGGAGUCAGAAUACAUUACGACAGGCACAACAUGACAUUCCAAGAGGAGGAGAGAUUUAUUUGCGCGAGAAUGAAUGAAAAAAAUCACACUUCAACUUGCCAUGAUAAAAAGAUGAAUGGCUGUGAUGCAAACGAUAAACAACUGAAUGCAGACAUAGAGCAAACAAUCCUUUUGAAACGAACAAAAAUAAGUGAACCGAUAAUCAAGCACAAAGAAACUCUAUCAGUUUUAAACAAUCCAAAUUACACAAUUGACAAUCCAUUUUGGUACUACGUAUUUAUAUUUGGAACUGAAUUAGGGGAUGAAGUCUUCUACUCGACUUUUAUACCCUUCCUGUUUUGGAAUAUUGAUGGAGCGGUUGCUCAAAGAGUAGUCCUGGUGUGGGCCAUCAUUAUGGCUACUGGGCAAAUGCUGAAAGAUAUAAUAUGUUGGCCUAGACCAGCGUGCCCACCAGCAGUCAGAUUGCAAAAUAAAUGGUCACAAGAAUAUGGAAUGCCAUCGACUCAUGCCAUGGUCGGUAUCACAAUACCAUUUAGCUUAGUAUUAUUUACGAUGAAUAAAUAUAUUUAUCCGUCUUCUCUUGGCUACAUCAUCGCACUUCUUUGGUGUGCUCUUGUCAGUAUGAGCAGAUUGUAUCUAGGUAUGCAUACUGUGCUAGACGUUGUGGCUGGCUUAGUAUUAGCGAUUGCAUUAAUGAUUCCACUGAUACCCUUGGUGGAUAUUACAAAUUCCUAUGUCAUUACAAAUUUUUGGCUUGUAGCGAUACUGAUCGCAAUCAGUAUUGCGGCUAUUGUGUAUUAUCCAUCCAGCCCUAAGUGGACCCCCACUAGAAACGAUACUACCAUGGUUGUAUCAGUCGCAGCAGGACUUCAUGUGGGAGCAUGGCUCAAUUAUUAUACCGGUCUAUCAAGGACGUCACAAUCAUCUUCAUUAUUUAAUAUCAUUUGGCCAACAUAUUCUACACUUGGUCGUAUGAUUAUUCGAACUGCACUUGGCUUCUUUGGCGUUAUCACGACAAAAAAAUUAUGCAAAUUUUUUAGUUAUAUCAUGAUAUGUUGUAUAUUACAAAUUAAUUGGAAGGAACUCAUGAAAUGUCAAGAUUACAAUAGUAAUCGAAAUAAGGUGUUCGUCGAUCUAGUCUACAGAUAUCUAGCCUGUUUCAUGAUAGGUGUAAAUACAGUGUAUCUGCUGCCACAAGUUUUUAGCAUGAUAGGUAUCGAACGACCGGCAUUUUACAUGGAAAUAUAAGAAACUUGACAUAUAAUUUGUUAUUCAAUUUAUACUGCUGUAUGAAAUAUAUUUUAUAUCUUA